Molecule: messenger RNA, 1177 nt
Organism: Diceros bicornis minor
Lineage: Eukaryota; Metazoa; Chordata; Mammalia; Perissodactyla; Rhinocerotidae
Gene: SAP30
Product: Sin3A associated protein 30
Exons: 4
Coding region: 296-964 (222 amino acids)
Biological process (GO): regulation of DNA-templated transcription
Cellular component (GO): histone deacetylase complex
Molecular function (GO): protein binding; transcription coregulator activity
Source: RefSeq, a predicted model, not a curated record
UCCAACUGCUGAAGAGUCUCCAUGUGACAGUGAGUGGGGUCCCGGCUCCAGGCGCCGCCCGACGCUAGUUCCCGACCCCAAGCCCUGUCCACUGACCCGGCAUCGGCAGACACCAGCAGGCCGGGGACACUUGGUGUUGUGCUGUGCUGUCGGAGGACUUGAGGUGCAGAGUGAAUUGCCGCCGCCGGGCAGGUGCCUGAGGGACCCCGCCGAGACCCCGGCGUCUCUGGAGAGAGAGGGAGCGGCGAGGCGGGCGAGGAUUUCUUUCAGCGCCGGCGCCCCUGAGCGCAGAGACAUGAACGGCUUCACGCCGGAGGAGAUGAGCCGCGGCGGGGACGCGGCCGCCGCCGUGGCCGCCGUGGUCGCUGCCGCCGCCGCCGCCGCCGCCGCCUCGGCGGGGAACGGGGCCGGGGCAGGGGCCGGGGCUGAGGUCCCCGGCGCCGGGGCGGUCUCGGCGGCUGGGCCCCCGGGAGCGGCCGGGCCGGGCCCCGGGCAACUGUGCUGUCUGCGGGAGGACGGCGAGCGGUGCGGCCGGGCGGCGGGCAACGCCAGCUUCAGCAAGAGGAUCCAGAAGAGCAUCUCCCAGAAGAAGGUGAAGAUCGAGCUGGAUAAGAGCGCAAGGCAUCUUUACAUUUGUGAUUAUCAUAAAAACUUAAUUCAAAGUGUUCGAAACAGAAGAAAGAGAAAAGGGAGUGAUGAUGAUGGAGGAGAUUCACCUGUUCAAGAUAUUGAUACUCCAGAGGUCGAUUUAUACCAAUUACAAGUAAAUACACUUAGGAGAUACAAAAGACACUUCAAACUGCCAACCAGACCAGGACUUAAUAAAGCGCAACUUGUUGAGAUAGUUGGUUGCCACUUUAGGUCUAUUCCAGUGAAUGAAAAAGACACCUUAACAUAUUUCAUCUACUCAGUGAAGAAUGACAAGAACAAAUCAGAUCUCAAGGUUGAUAGUGGUGUUCACUAGGAGAGAUGGAAAUGAGACUAAGACUUGGAUGUUCAGAUGUUGAGAUUGUUUACUGUUUUUUCACAUGUAGAAAUGUUCCUUGUGUAUUUUUUCUACAGAGGAUUUUCUCUGGUUUUAUUUUCUUUGUUUCUGACUCUAAUAAUUAGUUGGAAACUCAUGUAAAAUGAGCUUUCCUAGAUUAAAAAAUAUUUUAAAUAAAGGUUAUUGCUAUUA